AUGGGAACUCAUGUUUCAUCUUGCGCACAGGUUGUGAAGGAAGCACUUUUGUACGCUAGGGGUUUUUCUUCCAAUUCAAAACAUCCUUCCACUGUUAUUAUUAAAGGAAUUGAAUACAAUGUUGGUCGUAUAUUGGGCGAGGGAGCAAAUUCUUUUGUUUAUGAGGGACAAGAUGUACGUUCAGGAAAUUUGGUUGCCCUUAAGAGAUUUCUGUUAAAUGACCAAGAUCAACAGCCAAAUCAGAUUAUGGAGGAAGCUUCUUUGCAUCGUUCUUUAUGUCCUCACCCUUCUAUUGUUACUUUUUAUGAUUCUGAUGUUGUUGAACUUCCUGGACAUCCACUUCCAGAAGUUUGGAUUGUAAUGGAACUUUGUGAUGAUCCUUCGCUUGCAAAUUAUAUAAAUAUGCGAAUGAGUGUAAAACAGCCUUUUGCUGUUCGAGAGGUUUACGAAAUAUGCGAUUGUAUUGUUCGUAUAGUCGCUUAUCUACAUAGUCAAUCACCUCCAGUCUCUCAUUGGGAUAUAAAAGCAGAAAAUUUCUUAUUUGCCGAUUCACAAAACCUGAAAUUGUGUGAUUUUGGAAGUGCAACUCGAUUAUAUUAUGCACCAAAAGACGCUUAUCAAAUUUCGAUAGCAGAAGCAGAGCUUGAGGAGAAAAUGACCCUACUUUAUCGUUCACCAGAGUCUCUUGAUUUAUGGUCAAAGCAACGGGUGGAUACAAAAUGUGACAUUUGGAGUCUGGGGGUCUUGGUAUAUUUGUUGGUGUUUUUCGAGAUGCCAUUUCAACCAAAUACCUUGGAAAUAAUAGAUGGUAAACCCAUUAGAUUCCGCGGAGAAGAAAACACUGUCCCUCUGGAGUUUCGUCCUCUUAUGGAGGUUGUGAUGAAUACAAUGUUGGUCAAGGAUCCUUCUAAACGGGGUGAUAUUUUUGAAGUUUCUAACCGUUUGAGUGCUAUUACUCUUUUACCUCCAGUUCCUCGUCCUCGACCAGGCUUUCAAAGUUCGCAAAGACCACGUUUUGAGUAG
Molecule: messenger RNA, 1023 nt
Organism: Trypanosoma theileri
Lineage: Eukaryota; Euglenozoa; Kinetoplastea; Trypanosomatida; Trypanosomatidae
Product: protein kinase
Exons: 1
Coding region: 1-1023 (340 amino acids)
Biological process (GO): protein phosphorylation
Cellular component (GO): cytoplasm
Molecular function (GO): ATP binding; protein serine/threonine kinase activity
Source: RefSeq, a predicted model, not a curated record